AUGCGUCUCCUUCGAACCAUCUUCUUGGCUGUUCAGCUUUCGCUUGCCGUUCAAGCCGUCGCUCUUCCAGCAACGAAGAAGACAAACGAAGUAAUAAAGAAGCCAGACGAAACAAAAGACAAGCCAGCUGCAACUCCCACCCCAGUAGACAAGGCAGGACCAGAGUUCGAUGGAUCAUUUGGUAAAAAUACAACCCUCAAAGCUGGUCCAAAGACUGGUUGGCACUUCAAGACCGUGAGUAGAACUCAUUAUAAAUCAAGGAGAUAAGUAACUUACACACCUCUUAGUCACUGGGAAAUAUUGAAGUCGACAUGAUGACUGACAAAGAUCUCACUUUCACGGUUACUGAAAACAAGGACCCCAAGGGUACUGCUCCAACAGGAUUUAAGUUCCUCGACCCAAAUUCAUACACCAUUGCUAUCAGUGACGACGGACAAAUUAACCAGGUCGACUACAUUUUCAGUAUGUCAAAGACUUAUACUCAUCGGACAUUGAAAUAAUGCUGACGGUUCUGUAGCUGGCAGUAAUAUUGCAAAGGGCGCAACUGCUCGAACCGGAAAGCUCGUUGGCGGCAAAUUCGUAUUUGAAGGGGAGAACAUAUUUGACAAGGAAGUGAGCGAACUUAAAUGCAAAGUCAAGACAGUAAACGGAGAAUGGGCUAUCUUUACACCAGACAAGAACGGUGGAACAGAAAAAGAGAAGCCUAAUGGAACACACAAAGAGAAGACAGGCGGAAAGCGUUCUAUUGAGUGGGAUGGAUAG
This is a messenger RNA of Hymenoscyphus albidus, 762 nucleotides long. The record is from the annotation of a GenBank genome assembly. Lineage: Eukaryota; Fungi; Ascomycota; Leotiomycetes; Helotiales; Helotiaceae.